Messenger RNA from Salvia hispanica, 2235 nucleotides. Lineage: Eukaryota; Viridiplantae; Streptophyta; Magnoliopsida; Lamiales; Lamiaceae. The record is from RefSeq and is a predicted model, not a curated record.
AUGGCCGAGGAUGAUAUGGUGUUCAUCCAUUCGGUUAGGCGGAUCUCGAAAUUGACGAACGCGUUGAGCAAGAUUCCGCCGGAUUCGAGCGUGAAUCCGUCGAUGAAUCAGAUGAGCGCGACACUGCAGCGCGCGAAGGUGUUUCUAGAGGAGGAAUUCUGCUCCUUGUUGGAGGAAUCGAGCAAUUCGAGGAGCGAUCUACAGCUUGAGGAUGCAUAUGUAUUUGGGGAAGAUGUUGGAUUUAGUGGUGUUUUCCACUGCACUACUGGUUUAGCUGAUCAAUUUGGGGAAAGUAGAUCAGGGUCUGUUAUUCCAAUUUGCAAGCCUGAGUUGAGGCCUUAUGAAGGUAAAAAAUUUUCUUCCCUUGAGGAAGGAAUUUCCUUUUAUGAAAAGUAUGCUCAGGAGUCUUGUUUUGAUUGUCGAAGAUUUGGAAAUAGGUCUAGUGGUGGUGUUAUUAUUUUUCAGUAUGUUGUUUGCAAUAGACAAGGAUUUCAUACAGUAGAUUCGUUGGAUGUUGAUGUAAGUGUAUCUGAGGAUGGUAAUGUAUCAGAUGAUGAUGAAGUAUCUUCAAAGAAGAGACGUAGACGUGGCACCAAAAGGUGUGGAUGUGGAGCGAGAAUUAGUUUUAAGUUUUUUUCUGAUUUUGGUGAUAAGUAUUACCUUGUGCAUCAAUUCGUUGAGAAACACAAUCAUGCUAUGGUUGACAAAGAUCAUAAGCGAUUUAUGAAAGGUAAUCGGAGUUUGAAUGAUGUUCAUUAUAAGUUUGUUGAAGAUUGCACCAAAGCUAACAUCGGUCCUACCUCAACUUUCAACUUAUUAAAGGAGUUUUUUGGUGGUUAUGAUGUUGUUGGGUGUACGUUGAAUGAUGUUAGGAAUUGUUCACGUGAUAUUAAAGAGAAAUUAAAAGAAGUGGAUGUGCAAAUGAUCCUAAAUCAGAUGCAAGAGAAGAAGAGAAUUUGUGAAGGGUUUUUUUACAAAUAUCAAUUAUCACCUGAAGAUAAUAAGUUAGUGAGCUUAUUCUGGUCUGAUGCUGAGUCUCGGAAGCAUUACCACAUGUUUGGAGAUGUUGUAGCAUUUGAUACAACAUAUUCAAUAAACAGGUAUCGUAUGGUGUUUGGUCCAUUUACCGGGAAAGACAAUCAUGGUUGUCCUAUUGCGUUUGGAGCUGGUUUCGUAUCCGGUGAGAAUUGUGAUGCAUUUUCAUGGCUUUUCACUAUAUUUGUUGAAUGCAUGGGUGUUGCUCCAAGAAUCAUAAUCACUGACCAAGAUUGGGGAAUGAGGCUUGCCAUUGAGAAGGUAUUACCUGAAUCUGAAAACAGUUUUUUUAAGAGGUACUCGAAACCGUUGUUUAAUUUUGCUGACUUCACUCUUCAGUAUAACAAUGCCAUUGAUGCUCAAAGGAAUCAAACUGAAAGGCUUGACUAUUAUGAUUCUGUAAUCACUCCAAAAUAUGUCACUGAUUUAGCAUUUGAGAAGCAAUUGGCAUCUGUAUACACAGAUAGGAUGUUUAGAGUGGUACAAGAAUUGAUUGUUGAGGCUGAUAAGAGUUGUCGGAUGAUUAGCAUGUCCACAUUGGAGAACAUCGAGGUCUUCAAAGUUUCUGAUGCUAGAAAGAAGAUCUUUACAGUUAGACAUGAGAUAGAGACUGAGUCAUAUGAAUGUGAGUGUAAACUAUUUUUAAGGUGUGGUUAUCUAUGCAGCCACCUUUUUUUCAUCCUCAGAAACAAAGAUGUCAAAAAUAUUCCAGAGAAAUAUGUUGGUAACCGUUGGCUUAAAAGUGAAUUACUAAAGGCAGUUCAUGGUCUCACGAUUGAUGAAAGUGCGUCUGACAGAGGUUCUAACAAAGAUGACAAACUACAGAUUGCUAAUAGGUGUCAUGGACGUUACUUUGGUCUAUAUCAACGUGCUUUUAGGAAUAAAGAUCAUUUGAUUGAUUUGGAUAAUUUGCUUGCGGGUAUUGGUCCUCAAAUCUUUAAAGAUGACUGUGCUGGAUCGUCUUCUCUUGAUAAAAAUGAUUCAAUCAUGAACAUAUAUGGUAUUGUUGUUCCUGAAGAAAUAACUGCCCAUGCUCCAGAUGUGGUUAGUACAAAAGGAGGUGCAAGUGACAAGAAAAGCAGGAUUAAGUCAAGCAUAGAGAAAGCAAUUGAAAAAGCAAAUAAACCUCAUAUGCGUUGUGGAAAGUGUCACAAAGUUACUGAUCAUAAUGCUAGAAGUUGUGGCAGAAAGCAGACAUGA